Ogataea polymorpha is the source of this 2782-nucleotide messenger RNA. RefSeq lists its product as uncharacterized. The transcript has a single exon. NCBI's taxonomy places the organism in Eukaryota, Fungi, Ascomycota, Pichiomycetes, Pichiales, Pichiaceae. The coding region runs from base 26 to 2692 and encodes 888 amino acids. The record is from RefSeq and is a predicted model, not a curated record.
CUACUUCGACCCUACAAAGACUCACAUGGACAGAGUCGGGUGCUUCGCUUGCAAGGUGAAAGAGUUUGGGUGGGCUCCGGGCGCAACAGAGCCUCCUUCAGUACGCCAUCUACGGAAUUCGCCAGACUGCCCGUAUUCCAGGGUGCUGAGCAGCAGGCAUUUGCACGAGAGCGAGGGCCUGGGCUGGGACCAGGACGACAUGUUUGCCAGCGUGCAAGAUUCGGCAGACAUACGCCAUCAGACGUUCAAGCUGGCGAGCUGGCCGCAUGAACGGAACAAGAAGAUGCCAUCCAGUCGAGAGCUGGCCGAAAACGGGUUCUAUUACGCUUCGUACGAAAAGGGCGACGACACCACCACGUGCAUGUACUGCGGCACGAGUCUGGAGGGUUGGGAGGCCGGAGACAACGUUGCAGAGGAGCACCGCAAACGCAAGCCCGACUGUUACGUGUUUGCAGGGCGAAGGCGCAGUGGAGUGUAUUCUAGAAGGGCCAGCGACGUGAACAUGGAUGUGGUGGAGAUCUCAGACGUCUCUCUUGAGCGGGUGAUACAGGAACUGCCAGAGCAGGCACACGUGGGGAUAGAGGUGGAGGCGGUGGGCCAGAACAAGGAAGAGCAGGCUGUACACCAGUCGGAUAAUAAUGAAGAACUGGAGGCUCGCGACCUCGAGAAGGUGGCACAGCCAAAGGACGUAGACGCUAUUAGAUCACCAGAGAUUGAAGUUGAGCAGCCAGUCAAGCGGUCUGCGCCGGCGCUAGACGACGUGCUGCUGGAGGAGGAGAUAAUAGAAGAUGACAGUAUGGAAGGGGCUGCUGAUCCUGUUGAGAUUCCGAUGUCCACGCUGAACGAGCUGGAGGAUCUUUUCUAUGUGGAGGAUUCGCGACGGUCGUCCACCUUCUUCAACCGUUCGCGGUCUUCUUUUGGCGAACGGGCGCCAGAGGCGGCCGAGAGAAAACUCGAAUCUGUUCCAGAGCCAGUGGAAGAGAACAUGCCAGAACCAAUCAAGGAAGAACAUGAGCACGCCGAAAACGAGCCAAUGGAGGAUAUUCCCGAUUUCAACGUCCCAGAACUGGAAGUACCCGACAGUCAGGGCAUCCCCAUGGGAAUCGAGGAGUCUUUGCGCGAAAUCAAGCAGCUGGACCCUGUGGGGCCUGCAGAGGGUAUGGACAUGCUUGACGAGAGCACCCGUGAUGACAUAAUAAUGAAAGAGACUCCAGAGCCGGUACAAAACUCCGAAAAGCAGCCGGAGCUACAGCUGACCGAGGAUCUGUCCUCUAAAAAGCGAAAGAAACACGAAGAAAAGCAUGGAAAACACCACAAGCGCAAGAGGGCGGAGAAGGAGAAGGAGAAGCAGGCCGACAAAAAGAGGAAGAAGGAGAAACGAGAGAAAAAGAAGGAGAAGGAAAAGAAAAAGAAAGAUAGGGCUCACAGGAAAGAACUCCGGGAGCGCGGGACCGUGGAUUCUGUUCAGUCGCCAGCCCCUGUGGGCACAGUCUCUGUCCACGAGGCUCCAGAGUCCAAAAAAUACGUGGAGGAGCUGGUGGAGACAGAUUUCUCCGAGGAGGACAUAGAGCCCAAAGUUGAACAUAGAAUGGAAAGCAUUGAAGAGGAGGCGAAAGAGGAGGAUGAAGCAAAAGUUGAGGAACCAAUUCAUAUGGAAGAAUUGCUGCCCAACGAUGACGACGAAAACGAUGUGUUGCUCGACGACGAGAAGGCCACCCCCGAGCUUUCCAGAGUGCCAACCGUCUCCCCCACAACACUGGUUGCGAGGGACAUUCGUGUGCGUUCACGGAUUGUUGAUGGACGCAUCAUAUCGUCAGAUGACCCGCUUUCGUUCGGAAGAAGAGCAAAGCGAAGAGCACGAAAGCUCAAAGAGAUCCCACGCACAGAAAGCAAGGACUUUGAGGAUGAGAAUGUUGAGAAAGCAGACCAAGAGCCAGGGCCGGAAGCCGAGCAGGAAACAAAGGCGGCUACGAAGCCCACAGAGCCUGCAGAGAUGGGCGAGCCGGUCGCGCUGUACGAGCGCCAUAUUUUCCAACAGCGUGCUCAGAUCUACGAGCAGCAAGUCACAAAGCAUGACGAAAACAUUGAAGAGAAUAAAGACCAAAAAGAUGAAUUUGUUUCUGAAGUUGCCGCAGAGCCAGCACAAUUGCCGGUGUCUACAGAACCCGUCCCCCAACAAACGGCCCAGGACAUGGACUCGUCGCCUAAUCGUGUUGUAUCUGAGGGUCAGGAAAACGUACGCCAAGACAGCUUACAGCGUGGCUCCAGCGAGCCUGCUCAGUCUGCCCGCUCCCCCUCAAACCUAUCGCUCAACAUUGAACAUCUUUCUGAGAACCAGAGCACUCCGGAGGUGAGGAAGGAGCCGCUCUGGGAGCCAAUCAAGAAGCGAUCGUACACGGAGGAAUUCAACGAGGCCAUCAAGUAUACUCAGGAACUGCUGGAUUCGCACUACCAGUCGCUAAACGACGACCUGGAGGGCAAACUGACGGGCUUUGUGGCGGAGAUGCCCGAAGAAGAGCUCGAGAUGACUCUAAAAGAGUGGAUCAACUACCAGGCUGACCAGGCGGCAAAACUGGUGGCACACAAGACAGACGAGAUGGUGAGCGGAUUCCGCGAGGACGCUGCGCGUGCGCUGAAGGUUCUGGAGUCUCUGCCGGUGGUGGACGAGACCGAUCAGGAUGUAGUGUUUUAGGUAGAUCUUUUCGCGUCCUCGGUGUACGGGUGUGUUUUCCACGCUAAAAAAACUCCCGUCUGAUGGCGUCAAUGAUAAAUAGAGAAUUCG